Penicillium brasilianum is the source of this 2646-nucleotide messenger RNA. The record is from the annotation of a GenBank genome assembly. NCBI's taxonomy places the organism in Eukaryota, Fungi, Ascomycota, Eurotiomycetes, Eurotiales, Aspergillaceae.
CGCAAGUUCCAUAGCUAAGCAUGGGGAUCGACCGCGGGAACUGCCUCGUUGAGAGUGAUGUGGAGAAGAUGUUUAUGUAUGACCCGGUCUUAAGCUUGCUACAGCCGAGACAAAUCUGCAGGCAAGGGCGAUGGGUGAUGAGGAAGCGGUCAACCGAGGAGCAAUUGGAGAAUUGCUGGAUUAUAAAAGGUAGAUCGAAGGUGCAAACUUGAGAGAGCCACACGACCUUCUCGUGGCCGCAAAAGAGCCCUCUUCUUCACUAUGCCCGCUACGACUGCACUUCUCGCUGCACUGGCGGCGCUGGUGCCGACCACGUUGGCCCAGGCGAAUACAAGCUAUAUCGAUUACAAUACAGAGCCCCAGCCAAGCCUCGAUGCUCAAACGCUUGGAAAGGUCAAUCUAGGAUUCCCCGAUUGCACCAAGGGACCACUGAGCAAUACCGUGGUGUGCGACACAUCCGCUCGCCCUCAUGAUCGAGCCGCCGCUCUCGUGUCGCUGUUCACAUUCGAGGAGCUAGUCAAUAGCACGGGGAAUAACAUCCCAGCGAUCCCCCGUCUGGGACUUCCACCCUACCAAGUAUGGAGUGAAGCACUACAUGGAUUGGAUCGUGGAAACUUCACCAAAUCUGGCGACUAUAGUUGGGCAACAUCCUUCCCGUCUCCGAUUCUCUCCAUGGCAGCUCUCAAUCGGACCUUGAUCAAUCAAAUCGGUGAGAUCAUCUCGACACAAGGGAGAGCAUUCAACAACAUUGGCCGAUAUGGUCUCGAUGUCUAUGCUCCGAACAUCAAUUCUUUCCGCCACCCAGUUUGGGGUCGUGGUCAAGAGACUCCCGGUGAAGAUGCCUACUGCUUGUGUUCGGUAUACGCAUAUGAGUACAUCACCGGUAUCCAGGGUGGUGUGGACCCCGAGCAUAUGAAACUGGUAGCUACUGCUAAGCAUUAUGCCGGCUACGACAUAGAGAACUGGGACGCCCAUUCCCGGCUUGGGAAUGACAUGAACAUCACCCAGCAGGAUCUGGCGGAAUAUUUCACGCCUCAAUUCCUGACUGCAGUUCGCGAUGCUCGCGUACACAGUGUUAUGUCCUCAUAUAACGCAGUCAACGGUGUGCCUAGUUCCGCCAACUCGUUCUUGCUUCAGACACUUCUUCGUGAUACCUGGGACUUUGUGGAAGAUGGGUACGUCUCAUCUGACUGCGAUGCUGUGUAUAAUGUCUGGAACCCUCACGAAUAUGCAGCAAACAUCUCGAGUGCUGCGGCUGAUUCCAUGAGAGCCGGAACGGACAUUGAUUGUGGAACGUCCUACCAGUAUCACUUGAAUGAGUCCUUCUUCCAGGGCGAAAUCUCGCGCAGUGAGAUCGAGCGUGGAGUCAUCAGACUUUACUCCAACCUCGCCAGUCUCGGGUACUUUGAUGGCAAUAACAGUCAGUACCGCGACCUCACAUGGUCCGAUGUCGUCACUACCGAUGCAUGGAAUAUCUCGUAUGAGGCUGCGGUUGAGGGUAUUGUUCUUCUGAAAAAUGAUGGCACCUUGCCUCUGUCUAAGAAGACGAGCAGCGUUGCUCUGAUCGGCCCCUGGGCCAAUGCCACCACACAACUGCAGGGUAACUACUACGGAGCUGCUCCGUAUCUCAUCAGCCCAUUGGAUGCACUCAAGGCAUCAAAAAUGGAUGUUACUUAUGCUCUUGGUACAAACAUCUCCUCCACCACGACCGUCGGGUUUGCCGAUGCGAUUUCUGCGGCGAAGAAAUCCGACGUGAUCAUUUUCGCCGGCGGUAUUGACAACACGAUCGAAGCAGAGGGAAUGGACAGACAGAACAUCACAUGGCCGGGUAAUCAACUUCAACUUAUCAAGGAGUUGAGUGAUUUAGGAAAGCCAUUGGUUGUGCUUCAGAUGGGUGGUGGCCAGGUUGAUUCUUCCUCCUUGAAAACCAACAAGAAUGUCAACGCUCUGAUUUGGGGUGGAUACCCCGGCCAAUCUGGUGGCCAGGCGCUUUUGGAUAUCAUCACUGGAAAGCGUGCUCCUGCUGGUCGCUUGACAACCACACAAUACCCAGCCGAGUAUGCACUCCAGUUCCCUGCCACAGAUAUGAGCAUGCGUCCUGGUGGCAGCAACCCGGGACAGACAUACAUGUGGUACACAGGAACACCAGUAUACGAGUUUGGUCAUGGACUGUUCUAUACAACGUUCAAGACAUCUUUGUCCCGUGCCAAAGGCAGUGUGGACGCGGCAUCGUUUGACAUUGUCGAUCUCCUGUCUCGGUCCCACGAUGGCUACAAUGUGAUUGAGCAACUUCCGUUCCUUAACUUCACGGUUAGUAUCACCAACAGUGGAAGUGUUUCUUCAGACUAUACGGCAAUGCUUUUCGCAAAUACAACUGCCGGCCCUAAGCCCUAUCCCAACAAGUGGCUGGUUGGCUUUGACCGUCUCGGCUCCAUCAAGCCGCAUUCUUCCGAGAUGAUGACGAUUCCCGUCUCUCUUGACAACGUUGCUCGUACGGACUCGUUGGGCAAUCGCGUAAUCUACCCGGGCAAGUAUGAGCUGGCUCUGAACAACGAGCGCUCAGCCGUUCUGUCCUUUACAUUGACAGGCGACGAGACUGUUAUUUCGAAGUGGCCACUGGAUGAGCAACAGAUUCCCCCAGCUUGA